GUCGAUCAUCACAUGUGUCCGACGACUUUGGGUGAACGAACACCCAAGAACUUGUCGUUCAGCUUCUUUACAAUCUCCUUCUUUGUCUUUAUUUCGACGAUUAUACGCCCAAAAGCCUUCGACGGGUAUUGUUCAAGGUAUAUAUCCAAAUUAUACCCGGCAUAUAUCAAUCGGCAACCGACAAAAAGGGCGAAAUCAGCGCGUUGAAGUACUCGUCGAGCCAUCCAUCACUCUGCAUCGACAGCCAAACUUGAAGGCUUUGAUUUCCCUUGUCGACGAAUUGUUUUCCAUAUACAAUCAAAGGUAUAAUUGAGAUAACCAGUCAGUCGAACAAUACUUUCAAAAGGCGAAAUACCCAUCGAUCAUCUGGACCCUGUAUCUAUACCACUUGAUACACAUUCAAAACGACGAAUAUCAAGAUACCAUUCGUCUUCUCGACGAAUAACUUUGGGGCAUCAUCAUGACCUCAUCUUCAUCACAUGAGACUCCCUAUCGGUCAUACGUUACCCAUCCAAAUUCUGAACCACGACAGCCUCGCCCUGCCAUGCCAGCAGAUUAUCCUAUGUAUUCUCACCCACCUCCUCCGCCGGUUCAUGGACACGAGCCAACACAUCCGUACGCCAUGCCUCCACCACAAUAUCAAAAUUACUAUCGAGACUAUUACCAGCCGCCACCGCAACGCUUUCAGCGCGAACACGAGUAUACUCAUGGCCAUGGCCAGUUACCGCCACCUCACCCUCAUCAUCCUUAUUCACAUCCGUAUUCACACCCAACCGGCCCUCAACCGCACAUGAUGUCCUACGCAGCACCUCCUUCCUGGCGUCCUGAGCCUUCUUCACCAGUCCGUCAUCAGUCGAUUCAUCCUCCUGCGACCAAUCGUGCAUCUGUGCUUGAACAGUCUACAUCUCGCGCGGAAGAGAAACUAAAAGCCGAGAGUUCACAUGCAGCCGCAGCGGAAGAUGACAACCCGCCUCCUAAAAAACGAGGUCGUCCGCGCAAGCAUCCACUUCCCGUCAUUCCGCCCGACAUGAAGAAGGAUGACCGGUCGUCUGCAUCGAAAGAAGGAGUCAAAAAGCGUUCAAGGGGCAGCGAGGGGCAUUUGAAUGCCGAUCAGAUGGGCUUGGAGGCGGGAAGUGAUGAAUUGGAAGCUGGUUUGACUUUGGCAGGGUUGAAAAGAAGGGAGAGUGCGCCUGCCCCGGUUCCAGAUGCGACUCCAGAAUCCGCCAAGAAAGUGAAGCAAGAGAACGACGAUGGAAAGGAUGAGAAGAAGGAAAAGGAAUCUCAGGUCAAAAAAAGGGGUGAAGGGCUGAAGAAGAGUUGUGCAGAAUGUAGACGAUUGAAAGCAAAGUGCGAUCGGGUGUUUCCAUGUUCCAACUGCAGACGGAGAGGGUGUGCAUUGGUUUGUCCGGACGGUGAUCUCAGUUGCAUGAACGGAAAGCGACUUGUUCUCGCCUCGACAAAGCAAUUGCACGAAAGGAUUCAGCAGCUCGAAGCAGCUCUCUUACAAGCCCACCGCUCGACGACUUCCACCACCCACCCGCUUUUGGCGCCAGAGUACCUCGAUGGGGGCUUUGCGUCUCUGCCCAGUGCGAACGCUGAUAGCAAAGGUGAAGAGACGAAAUCACCCAAAUCACCAAAGUCCCCACUUCCCGAAGGAUCACCGAUACAUGCCAUGUCUACGCCCAGCUUUACGGUCGCGACGCCGCUUUCGUCUGCAGCGGCCAACCUUCCUCCUUCUCGCCGCAUUGCCGUUCAGUCCCUUUUGACGGAAGCUUCUUCUGCGCCUGAAGGAAAGCGCGAGGAUGAAUGGGCGGGAGAGAAUGCGGCUCCGGCGAUGAUCAUCGGCACGGGCCAUGCCCACUCUCACCCCCCUUUUUCCCCUGAAGAUCUCAAUCAGCGACGCCUUGUGUUUGAGCGGCUAAAGCGGAUUAUCAAAGUUCUUCCGUCUAGCGAGGUGACGGCACAGAAGGCAGAGAGGUUCUGGAAGACGUCACAAUGGUACCAGACCAUUCUCCAACGAGAAGAAUUUGAGAAUGUCUACUUUCCUGCCGUCUAUUCGCCCACGCCUGCGAAUCCGCUUUCACCACACAAACUUGCUGUCGUACUCAUGGUCCUCACGCUUGAAGCUUACCUUGACCUCGAGCAAGACGAAGACGCGCCUCUUGUCGCCACGUACUGGGACGCGGUCCAAGCAUGCUUUGACACCCGUUUCGGCUGGGCGGCGAGCAUAGCGGGUACGCAAGCGUUGGCGCUCUGUACGUUGUUUGUCGGUUUUGGGUGGCGCGGUACAAAGGCGAGCAACUUUUACUGGUUACGGCAGAUGACUUCAUCUGCUCUCCAGCUGGGACUGCAUCGCGAUCCGCACCCGUCUUUCCCGGCGGAAGAGCGAGAGUUUAGGCGUCGGGUGUGGCACGAGGUGUACGUCCUUGACUGUUUAAUCUGUCUCAAUCAUGGGCAAAGGGCAUCGAUUCCGGUGGAGUAUAUCGAGACGGCGUACCCCAAGGGGGUGCCUCCGCUGGCGUAUAAAAAGUACGAUUUCAUCAGACUGGUGAAGAGUCGGGUGAUUGAGGUGGGAUGUUUGCCAGAUAGUGCGCCGGCGACGUGGGAUAGGGUGGAAGAUGUGAAACGGUUGUUGAUGCAGUUUGAUGUCACCACGAUCCCCGCGGUGCACUGCCCGUUAUUGAGAGGGGAGCCCUUGCCCGAUCCCGUAGAUGGGUUUUCGGGCGAUGAUGCAAAGGCGUUACAAACGACUACAACUUCAAUGUGCCAUUAUAAAGCUAUGCUCUACCUCUUCCGACCAUCCCUUCGGCGGCUCAUCUCGCGGAUCCGAGCCUGUCCUCCGUCUUUGUCCAUCACGCUUUCCUCUGCGGACUAUGAGACUAUCCAAUACACGUAUCGCGCAUGCCAUGCGAUCACGCUCACAUCUUACUACAUGUUUCACAAACACCCGAAAUUGAUGGCUCGGGCGUGGAUGGUGUGGGUUCAGACGUUUAGUGCGGCGGUCACGAUGGCGGCGUUGGCGAUUUGGUGUGCGCCGUUCGUGGAGGAUAAAAAGGUGGGGGAGGUGCGUGGAGGAGGGGGAGGAGGAGGAGGAGGAGGAGGGGAGGCUGGGGACAAGGAGGAGGAGGGUGGGGGUACGGAGUUUGUGAAGGGUAUUUACGAAGAGUUGAAGGAGGCGUGUGAGAUGAUCCGGGAGAAUGGGUCGAAACGAUCCCAGGGUGUCUUGUCUCUGCUUCCAAUCUUGCUCAACCUGGUGUCGAACGGUACCUCAGGUGCUUGGGAAACCGCUUCAUCAGCCUGGGCAUCGGGGGAAGGGGAGGAAUGCUGUUUCGCUGUUGGGCGACAGUCGACGGGGCUGUAG
This is a messenger RNA of Cryptococcus deneoformans JEC21, 3361 nucleotides long. RefSeq lists its product as hypothetical. The transcript has 7 exons. NCBI's taxonomy places the organism in Eukaryota, Fungi, Basidiomycota, Tremellomycetes, Tremellales, Cryptococcaceae. The coding region runs from base 461 to 3361 and encodes 966 amino acids. The record is from RefSeq and is a predicted model, not a curated record. Gene Ontology annotation, molecular function: DNA-binding transcription factor activity, RNA polymerase II-specific; zinc ion binding; DNA binding. Gene Ontology annotation, biological process: regulation of DNA-templated transcription; DNA-templated transcription.